Molecule: messenger RNA, 2982 nt
Organism: Menidia menidia (Atlantic silverside)
Lineage: Eukaryota; Metazoa; Chordata; Actinopteri; Atheriniformes; Atherinopsidae
Source: the annotation of a GenBank genome assembly
AUGGGCUGGAGCGGGCUGCUCGCGCUCGUGUGCGUGGCUCUGGCGGGCUUGGCCGCCGACACGCGCGGAAAGACGGUGAAGUAUCAGACUUUCGAGGAGGACGCGCCGGGCACGGUGAUCGGAAACUUGGCCAAGGACGUGUCCUCCUCUCCCUUUUCCCCGGGAGUGUCCAGGAACAAUUUCAGGAUGAUGAAACAGUUCAACUCGUCGUUCGUCCGUCUGAGGGAGAGCGACGGGCAGCUGAGCAUCGGGGAGAGGAUCGACCGGGAGCGCAUCUGCAAACACACCCUGCACUGCCUCAUCGCCUUCGACGUGGUCAGCUUCUCCAAGGAGCAGUUCAAGCUCAUCCACGUCGAGGUGGAGGUCAGGGACAUCAACGACAACUCCCCCGAGUUCCCCCGGAGAGAGUCGAGCCUGGAGAUCUCCGAGAACACGGCGGUGGGCGCGCGCAUCCCGCUGGACUUCGCCGUGGACGAGGACGUCGGGGCCAACUACAUCCAGAGCUACCAGAUCUCCGUCAACAGCCACUUCUCCAUCGACGUGCUCAGCAGGGCCGACGGGGUUAAAUAUGCGGAGCUGGUCCUCAUGAAGGAGCUGGACCGCGAGACGCAAGCCUCCUACGCGCUGGAGCUGGUCGCCAUGGACGGCGGGAACCCGUCCCGGAGCGGGACCACGCGCGUAAACGUCAAAGUCAGAGACUACAACGACAACAGCCCGGUGUUCGACAGGAACAGCUUCUCCGUGGACCUGCCCGAGGACGCGCCGGUGGGCUCCCUGCUGCUGGACCUGAACGCCGAGGACCCGGACGAGGGGCUGAACGGCGAGGUGGUCUACGGGUUCGGGAACCAGGUGCCCCCCGAAAUCCGCCAGCUCUUCCGAGUGGACAGGAAGAGCGGGAGACUGACCCUGGAGAGCCCGGUCGACUUCGAAAGCAAGAACACGUAUGAGUUUGACGUCCAGGCCACCGACCUGGGUCCGAACCCGAGCCCGGCCAUCUGCAAGAUCGUGGUGCAGGUGCAGGACGUGAACGACAACGCGCCGGAGAUCUCCAUCACCCCCAUGACGUCCAUCACGGCCGGGAUCGCCUACAUCACGGAGGCGGCGGCCAGGGAGAGCUUCGUGGCUCUGGUCAGCACCUCGGACAGAGACUCGGGCGCCAACGGGCAGGUGCACUGCACGCUCUACGGGCACGACCACUUCCGGCUGCAGCAGGCGUACGAGGACAGCUUCAUGAUCGUCAGCACGAGCCCGCUGGACCGCGAGAAGAUCCCCGAGUACAACCUGACGGUGGUGGCCGAGGACCUGGGCUCGCCCCCGUUCCGGACCAUCACGCAGUACACCAUCCGGCUGACCGACGAGAACGACAACGCCCCGGUGUUCAGCAAGCCCGUGUACGAGGUGGCCGUGGUGGAGAACAACGCGCCGGGCGCCUACAUCACCACGGUGGUGGCGCGGGACGCGGACCUGGGGUCCAACGGGAAGGUCAGCUACAAGCUGGCGGACACCUACUUGAUGGGCUCCCCGAUCUCCACCUUCGUGUCCCUGGACCCGGCCAGCGGCUCCCUUUACGCGCUGCGCAGCUUCAACUACGAGGUGAUGAAGCAGCUGGAGCUCCGCAUCUCCGCCAGCGACGGCGGCUCCCCGCCGCUGACCGGCGCCGCCACCGUGCACGUGCGCGUGGUGGACCAGAACGACAACGCGCCGGCCAUCACGCAGCCGGCCCUCAACAACGGCUCGGCCGAGGUGCCGCUGCCCCGGGGCGCGCCGGCCGGCUACGUGGUCGCGCGCGUGGAGGCGCGCGACGCGGACGAGGGCGUGAACGCGGAGCUGUCCUACGGGCUGGCCGCCGGCGAGCCCUCGCGGUUCUCGGUCAACAAAGCCACGGGCGAGAUCUACCUCAGCCAGCCGCUGAGCCACGACGUGGACGAGACGCUGAGCGUGACUGUGACCGUGAGCGACAACGGCCGGCCCGCGCGCACCUCCACGGCCACGCUGCACUUCCUCGUCGUCGCGGGCUCCCCGCCGAACAGCGACCGGACCGUGUACCAGCCGGGCGGCGGGGACGAGGCGCGCGCGCACUGGGACCUGUCCGUGGUGAUCAUCGUCGUGCUCGCGGGCAGCUGCACCCUCCUGCUGCUCGCCAUCAUCCUCAUCGCCACCACCUGCAACCGGCACAAGCGCGACAAGAGCGCGGAGGACAGCGACUCGUACGGGGAGAAGGGCACGCUGGAGCGGGGGAGGGGUCACGUGGCGGACAACCCGCUGCUGCCCCUGCACGGGGCCGGUACGGGGGAGGCCUUCGACGGACACUCCGACCUGUGCUCGGCCUCGGAGGACGGCAGCGAGGUGCCGUGCGUGUACGAGUCCGACAACAACAGCAAGCUCCGGGGGACCAAGCACGAGGGAUAUUCAACUCUGCCCGGCUACGGGAACAGCAAGGAGGCCGUGAGGCCCAUCACCAUCUGGAAGGGGAACUCCUACACCACCAUCUCGGCCCGGGACCCGGCCUUCAGCGGCAAAGACAGCGGCAAAGGGGACAGCGACUUCAACGACAGCGACAGUGACGUCAGCGGGGACACGGGCCUGAAGAAAGACGCAGCCCUGGUCCCACCCAUGGGGGGUCAGAACGCUCUGUGGGCGUGCACCAGUGAGUGUAAGGUCCUGGGCCACUCUGACCGCUGCUGGAGCCCCUCGGCGGUCCGGGCCGCCGCCGCCCCCUCCCCGGCCCCCACCAUCUCGUCCUUCAGCAGCCUGCCCAAAACGGCCUCGCUGCCCCGGGACCCCCACCGCCGGGACAACUACUACCAGGCCCACAUCCCCAAAACCACGGGCCUGCAGAGCGUCUACGAGAAGGUGCUGGACCGCGAGUACGACUACGUGCUGGUCACCCCGCCCAGGCCCGUCCGGGUGCAGGAGAUCAGCGACAUCAGCAUCCCCGUGUACACCCCCACCCCCACGCACUGCCCCAACAACGACGCCUAA